Messenger RNA from Pelobates cultripes (western spadefoot toad), 9002 nucleotides. The record is from the annotation of a GenBank genome assembly. NCBI's taxonomy places the organism in Eukaryota, Metazoa, Chordata, Amphibia, Anura, Pelobatidae.
AAAGAACCCAAAUUCAGCAUCAUGGUGAACAGACGUCUACCCUUAAUCUGUGCCUCUCUAUCUCUACUCCUGAUUCUUGUUUACAGUGAGGAGUCAGUGGUAGUCAGAUCCACCGAGAUCUCAGACAACAGUAGUCAAGAGGAAAAGGAAUUGGUAAGCAUAGUGAAAAUGAUUUUGAAUUAUUCUCUUAUUUGCACCAAAAUAUUCCUUACUGCACAUUUUCUGUCAUUUAUUUUCCUGUUCCAUGUUGGUUCUUGUUUUUGGCUCUCAAUUAUUUUUCUUCCAAUUUAUUAAAACAACGUGCAAAUGUGUGCCUUUUGUUUCCGACAACAAGAGUUUUCUAAGGCAGGUCAGCUGCUUUCACAUUUAUUAGUAUUAAUAAUAGCAUUAUCUUUAGCAUUUUUUUUUUUUUUUUACAAUUUUAUUUAAGGCAUAAAUUAUUCUAUUUGCAGUUUUCUUCCAAGUAAUAUUACUUAUUUACCAUAUUUUAUGAAUGUAACCAAUGGUCACAGAGCAAUAAAGUAGCAACAUUUUAGGAAAGAUGGCUUAAGGUGAAGAAAUAGCUUAAUACAGAAAUAAAAUGGUAUGAAAGGGAAUAUGAUACUUUUAUGCAUUUUUUUCUUUUAUUUCUGUAAAAUCUCUCAAGGAAGGUAAAAGAAACAAGAGGCAACAACUAUUCAGAGUUUUUCAGUGUUCAGAGUACUGCAUUUGUUUAAAGAAAGGGUAAAUGCUCUCCACUUUUUCAGGAACUACAAUUCCUAGAUUGGCACAUUUCAUGAUGACUGGGAGUAACUUGAGUUAUGGUUACACAAAAGCUAUGAACCUAAUUGAUGGUUAUCCUUAUUCAACAGGGCAUUCACAUUUAGUGUGUCUAUGACUGCAGGGAUAUAUAUGUGAAGUGUAAGUGUGUUUAUAAUUUAUUGGUGGGAUACAUAUGUGAACUCAUAGAACUCAAAGAAGAGUUUAUGUGGGUGAAUGCAGGGGUAUAUUUGUGGAAUGUCUGUAUGUGAAUGAAGGGUUGUAUUUGUGUGAACUAUCUGUGUAUAAAUGUAUAGGUACAUUUGUGAGGAGCAGCAGUGUGUGAAUACAGGGUAUAUCUUUGCAGAUUGGGUGUGUGUGAAUACUGAGGUGUACAUGCACCCCAUAUCCAUUCACUUGACACCUCUCCUCAUCCUUGCACAUUGCUUUCCCCUUCCAUGCCCAUUGUUUGUAUGCUGCUUCCUCUACUCAUUCAUGCCCCCUUGUUUCCUUGUCUACCCCAAUACUUACCUACCUCACACCAUGCCGAUAUCCUUCCUACUAUUCAUUUUUUUUAUGAGAAACUUAGCUUACUGUAGAUACAUUUUUGAACUUUUAUAAUAUAUGUAUAUAUAAACACCAGAUAAGCAGGAAAUAAAACCUUGAAUGUGCAUGCACUAAUGAUCUAUCUAAAUGAUCUAUCAAAGAAACAGGAAUGUUAUUGUGAGUAAACUUAAAGAAUCUUAGAAUGUGCAUUAUAGCGAUCUCUGCUACAUCUCUACACAGAUAGAUGCUUUACAAGAAGUCCUGGAGAAACUGAAGAGCAAACGGAUCCUUCCUCUGGACAAAAAACUGGGCUGGGUACCAUCGGUAAGAGAUAACCUCCUCCACAUCUGUAGACUAUAUAUAUAUAUACACAUACAUACAACAUACACAACUCGCACUCGCUUAUUCAUUAAACAAUGAUUUCAAAUCUCAAUUAUUGUAAUAGUGUUAUUUAAAAAAAAAAAAAAAAAAUCACCUAGGCAAAAUAUAUUGGGGGUUUAGUUUCUUGAUAUGAUCAUAUAUUGCAUAAACCUGCCACAACGUCAAUGUACUCCAUUCUUGGCAGGUCCUACUCUAGCAGCCUAAUGCCUGCCCCGUGUUGUGGCAUAGAAACAUAGAAUGUGACGGCAGAUAAGAACCAUUCGGCACAUCUAGUCUGCCCAAUUUUUUAAAAUGCUUUCAUUAUUCCCUGGCCUUAUCUUAUAGUUAGGAUAGCCUUAUGCAUAUCCCAUGCAUGCUUAAACUCCUUUACUGUGUUAACCUCUACCACUUCAGCUGGAAGGCUAUACCAUGCAUCCACUACCCUCUCAGUAAAGUAAUACUUCAGGAUAUUAUUUUUAAACCUUUGCCCCUCUAAUGUAUCACUAAUAAAAAUAUUAAAGAGAAUGGGUCCAAAUACAGAUCCCUGAGGUACCCCACUGGUGACAAACCCAUGCUUCAAAUAUACUCCAUUGACUACAGCCCUCUCUUGCCUGUCACUCAGCCACUGCCUUACCCAUUCAACAGUAUUGGAAUCCAAACUUAAAGAUUGCAAUUUAUUGAUAAGCCUUCUAUGUACAACAGUGUCAAAAGCCUUACUGAAAUCUAGGUAAGCAAUGUCUACUGCACCACCCUGAUCUAUUAUUUUAGUUACAAAUCAAAAAAAAUCAAUGAGAUUGGUUUGGUAUGAUCUCCCUGAAGUAAACCCAUAUUGUCUCUGAUCUUGAAAUCCAUGUGUCAACAAUUCUAUCCUUAACAUGGUUUCCAUUACUUUCCCCACUACUGAAGUAAGGCUUACUGGCCUAUAGUUCUUGUGAAUGGGCACAACAUUAGCUAACUUCCAAUCUUCUGGGACUACUCCUGUUAACAAUGAUUGGUUAAAUAAAUCUGUUAAUGGUUUUGCUAGUACACCACUAAGCUCUUUUAAUAACUUUGGGUGUAUUUCAUCAGGUCCCAUUGACUUAUUUGUCUUUACUUUUGACAGUUGAAAUAGAACCUCUUCCUCUGUAAACUCACGUGUAACAAAUGACUCAUUUGACCUUUUUCCUAACAGAGCCCUUUCCUUCAUUUUGAUUUAUAAAUACUGAACAAAAAUAUUAAUUGAGGCAGUCAGCUAGACCUUUAUCCUCUUCUACAUACAUACCUUCUUUUGUUUUUAAUCUAACUAAUCCUUGUUUUACUUUUCUCAUUUAUGUAUCUAAAAAAUGUUUUGUCCCUUUUUUUACUGCCUGUGCUAUAUAUAUGAUCAGGCUUAUGCAAUAUAUGAUCAUUUAAUGUAACUAAACCCCCAUAAUUUUUUGCCUAGGUGAGGUGUUUUUAAAUAAAACUAUUACAAUCUGUGAGAUUUUAAAUAAUUGUUUAGUGAAUAAGCGAGUGCGCUGGAUUGUGUAUGUUUGUAUGUUGUAUAUAUUGGCCCCAGCAGCACCCUAUAAUGUAUGCAUGUUCAGGUUAGUGCAACUCUCUUGGUUUCAUAUAUAUGAAGAGAGAGAGAGAGAGAGAUUGUAGCUGUAUUAAUCCAGUGAUUUUUACACACACACACACACACACACUUUGCUGUUUAGUGAAUGAGUGAGUGCACUUGUGCAUUUGUGCAGUGUGUAGGUUGUAUAAAUUGGCCCCAGCAACAACCUAUAAUAUAUGCAUGUUCAGGGGACUGCAGCCCAAGAUCAAUCUGAUAGAGAUUAACACUUAAAACAAGUGAUGUAAGAGAAGGGGAGGGAAGUGGGGUGAGUGGGGUGUCAUAAAUAGCAGAAGAUGUGCCUGAAAGUGAAGAGUGCAGGUUGGCUGAGAAUAGCCAGAAAAAGUAAAGAAACUGAGGAGAAUCCAUAGCUAGUUGAAAAGAAAAAAAAAACACAAGAAAACAGCAGAGCAGGGCAUGCAAGUAAAUAGCUGCAUAUAUGUAUCUAUAUAAAUUGAUCCAAUAAAGGUGAAGCGAGAUUAUUGGAAAAAAAACAACUAUAUAAGACAUUGAGAUGUGUGUUUAUAUAAAGUUUUGGUGGUGUGUGAGAAAACCAGAGUCUACAUUAGGUCCUUCAUUUCUGGUGUUGAAAUGUGUGAUCAUUUUCAUCUCAAAUGUAUUUUGUUCAUGAGAGUCUUUGAAAUUCCCUUUAAGAACUUCAAAUCUGAGGUUUUGGAUGGAGUGACCAGUCUGGGUGAAGUGAUGGCCAACAGGGGUUCAAUAUCCAUUUCCUUGAUUCUUGAUUGGGUGUCUGUGUAGAUUCAUUCUGAGAUGCAGCUUACGGCCAGUUUCUCCAAUGUAGCAGCCUUUGUCACACACUGUACACUGUAUUGCGUACACCACAUUUGCAGAUGUCUCACACACUACCAAAACUUUAUAACUUCCCUGGAUCUUGAAGAAGAUCCUGUGAGGGUCGAAACGUCGAUUGCACAUGUAAUUUGCACUUUAGAAUAAAUCAGAAUUCAGACGAAGACGUGUGAGUGCUCCUUAUAUAUUGAUUUUUGUUAUAUGUUUAAACGCUGAGGAUUGCACCCAGGCACUAAUGUACAUUUUUUUUUUUUUUAAAUUAAGGGUGAGUGCCAAGAAUUUCAUAUAUAUAUAUAUAUAUAUAUAUAUAUAUAUAUAUAUAUAUAUAUAUAUAUAUAUAUAUAUAUAUAUAUAUAUAUAUGACUAAAUAAUGCUUUCAGCAUAGCAAGUAUUGGGUGUCAAAUAAUCAGAUUAAAGGGUCACUCUAAUCACCACGAGCCUUGCAUGGGUUAUGAGUUCCCCAGUCCCUGCUUCCAUACACACAUUUUGUUAUAACAGCAGCAAUUUGCAAACGUGCCAGACAUCAGAGGAAAUAGAUACACACCUUAUUUUGUCAGUCAUUAUAUUUGUAUGGGUGUGUAUGUACAUAUUUACAUUUGCAUGCUGGGUGUAUAUCCUUCAAGUCUUCACUGGGCUAUUCAUUAAGAUGUGAAUUCUAUGGUGAGAGACAGGCAAUAUCAAAUUUAAUAUCAAACAGUUGAGAUGGAAUCUGUGGUGGACAAUGUAUCAACUUAUUUUGAACUAAAAUGUGAUAUUUCCUUGACAAUUUAGUUAACACCCCUGUAUGAUAUGAAGGUGAAAAAGAUAGAAUUCCUGCAUUACAAUUUGCCUCUUCAGAUCAUAUUCAGAAAGUUGCUCUCCCUAGAUCUAGACCAGGCAUAGGCAACCUUCGGCACUCCAGAUGUUAUGGACUACAUCCCCCAUAAUGCUCUUAACAUCUGGAGUGUCGAAGGUUGCCUAUCCCUGAUCUAGACCUUUAUAAUAUCCCGCUGAGUUUCACUGACAGACGGUUUAUGACCUACAUAUAGUUCCCAGGUUUGCCAUUGCAAAAAAAUUAAAUUGUGCUCCUCAGAAGUAACAGUAUUGCUUAUAGAAGGGGUAGGCAACCUUCGGCACUGCAGAUGUUGUGGACUACACCACCCUCGAUACAAAAGAUUGCUUACCCCCGGCUUAUGGUUCUAUAGUACUCUUACAUAAACGUGCUCAUGAGUAAAUAUAUAGAUUACAAAAUUGGAAACCCCUGUUGCAGUGUAUAUAAACCCAUACAUAAUAUAUCUAGAACAAAAGGAUAUAAGCUGAUGUACAGCCUCUCAAAGAAUUCUAGAUCGGGGCAGGACAGACUUGAUUAGGCAUCCCUGUCCCACAGUUCAUUUGUUUCCUCUGAGAUUAGGCAUCUGAAGACACUGCAGAAAAUUGGACAAAAACAAGCAUAUCAUUAGAAUUACUUGCAAGAGCCAUUGCAUGGCAUUUCUGUCUAAGUAAGAGUAUUCCCAUAAUACUCUGCACAUUGAGCAACCCUGGCAUCUAAUAAACAGUGUUACACAUUAUAUUAGUGGCAUGCCUUCUUUCUGGAGUCACCCUCCAAAUUUAACACCACCAUAUAUUGGGAAGCAUGUGACACUGGAGAAAGGAAAUGCUUUGUUCACAGUGUACUUGUAGAUGAAUGGAAUAGCUUAUUAGCACAAAUGGUAUAGAUGUACCCAGUAUGUACGGGCUAAAUAAACUUCCAGUCUGAGAAUAAAUUAACAUCAAGAAUAAAUCCUGUGCUUUUAAAUAGGAAAACUUUUCUGGUUAACAGGCUCACUUUUUGCUCCCAACUAUAGUUACAUAGUUACAUAGCUGAAAAGAGACUUGCGUCCAUCAAGUUCAGCCUACCUCACAUUUGUUUUUUGCUGUUGAUCCAAAAGAAGGCAAAAAACCCAGUUUGAAGCACAAUUUUGCAACAAGCCAGAAAAAAUUUUUCCUUCUUGACCCCAGAAUGGCAGUCAGAUUUAUCCUUUGAUCAAGCAGUUAUUACCCUACAUUGAAAGAUUAUAUCCUUGAAUAUUCUGUUUUUGCAAGUAUGCAUCUAGUAGCUGUUUGAACAUCUAUAUGGACUCUGAUAAAACCACUUCUUCAGGCAGAGAAUUCCACAUCCUGAUUGUUCUUACAGUAAAAAAACCUUUCCUUUGCCUUAGACGAAACCUUCUUUCUUCCAGUCUAAACGCAUGGCCUCCUGUCCUAUGUAAAGUCCGGUUUGUGAAUAGAUUUUCACACAAUGGUUUGUAUUGGCCCCGAAUAUAUUUGUAUAUCCCCUCUCAGGCGACGUUUUAUUAAACUAAAUGGGUUUAAAUUUGUUAACCUUUCUUCAUAGCUGAUAUGUUCCAUUCCUUUUAUUAAUUUUGUAGCCCCCUCUGCACUUUUUCUAGUGCCAUAAUAUCCUUCUUUAGAACAGGUGCCCAAAAUUGCACAGCAUAUUCAAUAUGUGGUUUUACCAGUGAUUUAUAAAGAGGCAAAAUUAUAUUCUUGUCCCGAGAAUGAAUGCCCUUUUUCAUGCAUGACAAUACCUUACUGGCCUUGGCCACUGCUGAUUGACAUUGCACAUUGUUGCAUAGUUUGUUGUCUAUAACAAUUCCCAAGCCCUUUUCGUGUGUUGUUAUACCUAAUUUGCUUCCAUUAAUGGUAUACGUUGCUUGUGUAUUCUUUACGCCGAAAUGCAUAACUUUUCAGUGUUCUUUUCACUAAAGAUUUUAUGCCAGUCAAUAUAUUGUAAAGCUUCCCUUAACUUAUUGAAAUUGGCCUUUUUAAAAUUAUAUGUUUUAGUAUUCCCCACGUGCUUUUGUUUUUUUGAGUUUAUUUCAAAGGACACUAUAUUGUGAUCACUAUUUCCCAAGUGCUCACCUACUUGAAUGUUGGUCAAAAGAUCAACGUUGUUUGUUAAAACCAGGUCCAGACAAGCGUCCAUUGUAGUUGGUGCUUGUACAAGUUGUGACAUGAAGGUGUCAUUUAACAAGUUUAAAAACCUAAUUCCCUUUGCUGAGUUACUAGUCCCUCUGUCCAAAUUUAUGUCCGGGUAAUUAAAAUCUCCAAUAAUUAAAGUGUUACCCAGAUUUGCAGCUUUCUCAAUUUUCUCAAACAGCUGUUGUUCCUUGUCAAUAUUAACAUUAGGUAGUUUAUAACAUAUCCCAUCCAAUAGUUGGUUUCCCUUCUUUUCCCCCAAGCAGAUAUUUACCCAUAAAGCUUCCACAUUUUCUGCAUUCCAUUUGCUUAAGAUUUGGCUUUAAAUCAUGGCUGACAUACAAACAUAUGCCACCACCCUUCUUGUUUUUCCUAUCCUUCCUAAAUAACAUGUACCUAUUUAAGUUAACUGCCCAGUCAUUUGUCUCAUCCCACCAUGUUUCAGUUAUGCCUAUUAUAUCGUAUUGUUUAGUGUAUGCCAAUGCCUCUAGUUCCCCCAUUUUGUUAUUUAGGCUCCUUGCAUUAGUAAGCAUACAUUUAAUAUCAUGCGUCACUUUUGUAUAUUUUGUGAAUUAUCAACAUUACAUAGCUUCUCUGUUCUGAGUUUGCCCCUCCCCCUGUUUCCACCCCCCUUAUACUGUGCUAAAGCCCAUCUCCUUUCUGUCCUAUCUCCAUUUUCUAGAUUGCUUUGAUCCUCCCCCCUUCUACUAGUUUAAAAUCUCCUCCAACCGUCUAGCCAUCCUAUCCCCCAGCACUUCAGACCCUCUCCCGUUUAGGUGCAAUCCAUUCCAAUCGCAAAGUGUACCCAAUCGCAAAGUCGGCCCAGUGCUCUAAAAAUCCAAAACCCUCCUUUCUGCACCAAGACUUAAGCCACGCAUUGACCUCUCUAAUCUCCCGCUGCCUUUCUGUAUUUUAAAACAUGUAUGUAAAUAGAGAUGCAAUGUUUAUAUUCACAUGAUGUAAGUAAAAGGGCAUAGAUGUGUGAUAUUCAUGUGAAAACAUGAAUAUAAAAAAAAAAUAAGCAUAAAAAUGAUAAAGCAGUACACUGUGGGAAUAUAGAUAUUUUCUUCCCAUACAAAUUCUUAGAUUAAUUUAAUAAAGGAGCAAUAUAAUGAGUCCAUGAGGGCCACUAGCAGUCCAUGUUUAAUCCACAUUUUCAUUGGAGCAGAUCUGGGUAAUCUGUAAAUACUUUAGUCGUCCAUGAGGACUGGCUUGAGAAACAGUGCAAUAAUGGGUAUCACAGCCUGUUAGUUCUUUAAACAGAAGCUGCUCCUGAUAGCUCAGUCACUAUGGCAUUGAUUUAAUAUUUUUGGAUAAGCUUUUCAAAUGAUCACAGUCUGUGAUGAUGUAUCUACAGAAUUGACCAUUAAUGUCUGUGUGAACCUUUGUAGAUAAAUCAUUUGUAAAGUUUCUCUAACAGUGUGAAAGUAAAAAUAUGAAAUCCUAUCCUAGAAACUGUUAAUGAUACAAGAGUUUGAUACUUAUCUGUGUGUAUUUGUAAUUUCUAAUACGUUCUUUCUCCCCCAGUGUGAUGCUGGCGAGCAAUGUGCAGUGCGUAAAGGGGCAAGGAUUGGAAAACUCUGCAAUUGUCCAAGAGGGACCGCUUGCAAUUUCUACAUCCUGAAAUGUUUGUGAAAGAAUGAAAACAAGAGACAGAGAAGAAGAGCAAGAAUGUAGUAGUUGAGGGAUCAUUCCCUGAUUUCUCUCAUAUUUUCCAUCAUUCAAUCUCCCCUCAAAUCCUUCUUUACUCUGUUAAAAAUGAAGGAAUCUUCUAAACCCAUUGGGCCAAUUCACAUCUAAUUCACAAAGGGUAAACAGAACAGACUUGAAAUAAAAUUGUUUCUUUGCUCACCAUUGAAUUCCUAUAUACUGUUUAAUUUCACACACCUAUGUCUGUAUCUGUACUGUGCAUUGGUCCCAAGACAUUUGGGGGAAUGGGGGGUGGGAGGGGGGAGGGAGUAAUUACAGGAAAUGUAGACAUGAUGUCCUGUGUUGCUCUUGUGCCUUUUUAAAUAAAUGCAAAAAAGGCUGUAUAGUA